UACACCCACGAUGUGGCAACGCCCUAACUUAGCGCCGCAUCGUUCAUAUCAAUUGUUUACACAUUUUUAUAAAUAACAGCCAAUAACCCCGGCAUAAAUGUCCAAGGAGCGGUUCGGGCCUAACUUGAAGCUGUUCCCCGACGAACUUACGUGAUACGAGCCCUGUGCGUGAGCCCGCGAACACGCACAUGGAGCAGCAACAGGCGACGCCGCCAAAGAAGCGCAGACACAGCGAGUACCACGAUCCAGAUUAUCACCAAACGGAAGUUUCCACCCAGAAUCAGGAUGAAACCAGUACGGUGGCUAGCAUGCCAAUCCAUAAGAAGCGGCCCAAAGUGGAACAAACGGCGGAGAAGAUGGCAGCUCUCCCUGACAAAUUUGAACGCAUCCGGGAGCUUCUCAGUCUGGAGUUCCAGCGCGAAAUCACCAAAAAGGUGGAGCAGCUGGCCGAGAUUGACCGACGACUGCUACAAGGACGACAGUUGUUGGACAAGCUUCGCUACCAUGUGGUCAACGAGUAUUACCGGAAGCAACAGGUUCCCCUUACAGCCGCCGACGUGGCGAAGGUUCGCGGUGAAAGCCUCUUUGGAGACGAUCAGGGUGCGCCGCAGUUGCCUCUGCACCCGGCCAUCAAGAAAAUUGUUGGCAAGCGUCCGGUUCCCAUUCAAAAUCAUCUGCCAGAGCGCACGGCUGCCACCUUGGCCAAGCAAACCAUUCGACUAAGGAAUCCCGCACAUCGUCGGGCUGAAAGGCGGCGACAGCAAAAGAUCAAGCAACAGGGCAUCGUAACCGACCACUCCAAGGACUCAAAAAAGCAGCCAGAGCAAGGGACUCCGAUUCCCGUUAAGCUGGAUGAAGAGCAGCCAUGCACUAGUCGGCAGGCCCAUGAGAGACAACUGGAACUUAAUGCCUCUCGGCUAAACAACAAAAACAAGUUUAUUUUUGUAGUUGGCAACACAUCCAAGUACAUUUGCGAAGGUUCUCAAGAAGAAACAAGCGGUGGUCAAGCCUUGAUCUACAAGUGGUUGGUUUACAUACAAGGCAAAGAUCUACCCCAACCAUUGGAAAAUUACAUUAAAAAGGUUCGCUUUCACCUGCAUCAUUCCUAUCGACCCAACGACAUUGUUGACGUGCACCGUCCUCCGUUUCAGCUAAACCGUCGGGGAUGGGGUGAGUUUCCCAUGCGUAUCCAGCUGUUCUUUCAAGACUACUUGCAACAGAAGCCCGUGCAAUUGAUGCACACAGUGGUGUUGGAUAAAACAAGAUGUGGGCUGCACACGAUGGGUGCGGAGACCACUGUGGAGAUAUGGCUAAGAACAGAACAGGCAUUGACAAAACAGAAAAGUGUGAAAUCUCCGCCUACGUCUAAUCUGCCGCUUGCAAGUGCUGCUCCUCCAAUUGCUGCGGAACCUCUUUUAGAACCUGCACCGUUUCCAUCCCCCGUCGGGUCGUGCAAGCCACGAACCAUCUCGAUUACACAAAAUAAGGAGGAAUUAGAUGACAAUCUGUUUGCUGGGAUUAACAAAAUUGAGCUGAGCGACGACAUCGAGCAGAUAGAACCCACUGUGCUAGUUUCGGAGCCUCUGAAGUUAAGUUACAGUCCCAGAAAGCAGGCACCCGUUCCAUCGACGCCUCCCAGGUCUCAGCUUCGGUUAAAUGCGGAUCCAGUCAGCGCUUCUCGACCUUCAGUAGUAUAUCUACCAGUAAACGGCAGAAGUCCAAGGCAGGAAUCUUUUCUAGAAAAGAAAAGUCUGGAGUAUUCCCCAGUGAAGCACAACACAGAGCCUUCGCCACAGAAAGCAUGGCAGGAAUCCUUGUCAGAUCAGCCCCUUAUAAAGCCUGUGCGGAAUGGACAUCAUCAGGGCAAAAAGAAUGUUGUGUUCCAAAGAGCUGGAAAGCUGUACAUAAUUGAUCCCUUGCAGCGGAAGAUUAAGCAGGCUGCGAAACAACAAUCGUUGCUGAAGCCACAAUUGAGUCUUCUAAAGCCGCCUUCAGUAACGCGCUGGCAUCUAUUACUGUGUAUUCAGCAUGAUCAUGGGUAUGCUAACAUGAGCGGCGAGGUGGAGGAUAACAAAAUACUAUCCUAUAUUGUUACUCCAGUUGUGGAAACACCGUUGCAGAGGAGACCCAGAAGGUUGGAGCACAUCUUUGAGAGUGUCGAAUUCCAAAACAUGCGGAGUGCAGUGGAAUUCCUGCUGCGUCGUCUGCCACUUACGGCUAUUAAUCAGAAGGAGGAGUAUCCUUUCACAUGUAUAACCCUCGAGGAAUUCCAAAAGCAAACUGCUUUAAAGCAACGGUGUUUUGAGUACUUGCGGGCACGUCUCCUGCGUCGCUGUUUGAUGCAACAUCACAAUCUGCAGCAGCUGGAUGCCAGUGGGAUGGAACACUAUUGGAGCUUGCGGGAGAUUGUAGCGUUCGCCAGGGUCCAUGGUUACACACCGCCUCUUAAAGUUUUUUUAUCCGGCGUGGAAAAAAGACGGAAACAAAAACUGGCCGCCGAAGAUCAACUGGCUCAGCGAGUGCAAGCGCAACUCAAAGGAGAGCCACAGCCGCAACUAUCGUCCUUUAGUAGUCUCAGUUCAGGGAAUCGGCUGAACAUCUGGAUAGGCAAGCAAUCCCAACGGCUGAUUGGACACAAUGAAAAGAUGCAGGAUAAGGAGUUUAUUGAUGUGCUCGGUGUUGAUAAGCCACAUUCACACGCGUCGCCCGACAUUACUUUUACAAGUAGAUCCCUUCAAAUGGCGAAUAAUCGCCAAUUGCUUUACCUACCUCCACCGAAACAUUUGGAUUCGGCCUUGCAGCUGGUUCAAGAAAUCUGCAAGGAUAUCAAUAUCACUCUAGAGCCGGAGGAAUCUCCACCCGGAAUCUUCCAGCCGGUGGCCCUUACCGUACUUGGGCAGGUGCUGCGCACUUUUGUAGAAAGAUUGGUACGUCGGUCCUUGGCGGCCAAAACGCAACAGGAGACCUUAGAGCACCUGCCACCGGCGGCGGCUAAUGCCCAGUUUUGGCUGCAACCGCAGGACAUAGGCCGUGUCAUUGGUCAGUGCUCCGAGCUGGACUUCCUAGGAAACACACACUUGGGUGUUUCCCCGAUGGAACCACCAACUUAAAGUUUUGCCAUUGUUUUGAAUUUAUAUUUUAUCAAGUGCUCGUUAUAGUUCAAAUUCUACUGAGAUAUAUAUUUAUAUAUAUAUUAGUCGAUAUUUAAUUAGUCUCUUGUACUCGUUAGUAAGGAUAAAACUAAGCAAUAAAUUAUCUUAAUUAUUUCUUUAAAAAAAA
Molecule: messenger RNA, 3279 nt
Organism: Drosophila eugracilis
Lineage: Eukaryota; Metazoa; Arthropoda; Insecta; Diptera; Drosophilidae
Gene: D12
Exons: 2
Coding region: 189-3110 (973 amino acids)
Biological process (GO): chromatin remodeling; regulation of transcription by RNA polymerase II
Cellular component (GO): NuA4 histone acetyltransferase complex
Molecular function (GO): histone binding
Source: RefSeq, a predicted model, not a curated record